Ilex paraguariensis (yerba mate) is the source of this 1897-nucleotide messenger RNA. NCBI's taxonomy places the organism in Eukaryota, Viridiplantae, Streptophyta, Magnoliopsida, Aquifoliales, Aquifoliaceae. The record is from the annotation of a GenBank genome assembly.
AGAGAGAGAGAGAGAGAGACCCUCCUCUCUUUACAUACAGACAAUAUAUAUAUUUAGUUUGACAUAUAUUUGUGAAGGUAUUAAGUAAGACACAGGUAUUUGAUCAAAAAAAAAGUAAGACAGAGGUAUCAGUUGUUUACUAUUGCUUUUUCUUCUCUUAUUUCUGGGAUCUUAAUCUCCUCAAAGAGCCUGGCUUUAGGGUUUUGGGUGCUGCAAGAAGGGAGGGGUCCAUGAGAAGAGUAUUUAGAGAUACAUUAAUGGUGGCUUCUUGAGAAUCAAGGUUGGUAGACAACUCAACCUUAAUAUUUUGUGCCAUCUUUCUCUUAUUAUUGCUCUAUCAGUUACUCAGGUUUCUUUUUGGAAGCAAUAAAAUAUGAGACUUGAAUGCACACCAAAACCUACUACACAAUAACCCUUCUGAUGCCCCUUUUUCUUUUCAAUUCUAAGGAAAAAAGUUCUGAGCUUGUGGGGUUUAUUCCUGUACCUAAAGCAUUGGAGUGCAGGAGGAAAGUGCUUGUAUUUUUAAUUUGUUCAUCAAAAUAUGAGUUGGGUCUGAUCUAUGAGGAAGGAGGAUGGUUUCUGAGUGUACCCAAAUGAUCUGUUCAAUGUCAGAAGUUAGAGAGCAAAGAUGGUUAUCUGAGCAUACCCAUUUGAAAAAUUCUUGGAUUCAACAUCAAAUCAAACAGAAAGAUGGUGUUUUGACAUACCCACCUCCUCUUUCUCCUUCAACUUCAUCUCCAUAUGGUGUUAGUAAUUUUCAUAAAGAUUCAAGCCAUUCUUCCUCAUCAUCUGGAACUAGAAUUAGUCCCGCUGUUCUUUUCAUCAUAGUAAUUUUAGCUGUUCUGUUUUUCAUUUCUGGUCUUCUCCACUUGCUUGUUAGAUUUCUCACAAAACACCCGUCUUCAACAUCCUCUCAAUCGGAUAGGUAUCCAGAAGUUUCUAGUUCUGAUACUCUCCAAAGGCAACUACAACAACUCUUCCAUUUACAUGACUCUGGUCUGGAUCAAGCUUUUAUUGAUGCAUUACCUGUCUUCUUGUACAAAGAGAUUGUGGGUCCAAAAGAGCCAUUUGAUUGUGCUGUUUGUUUAUGUGAAUUUUCUGGGAAAGAUAAAUUGAGAUUGCUUCCAAUGUGUAGCCAUGCUUUCCAUGUCAAUUGUAUAGAUACUUGGCUCCUAUCAAACUCAACAUGUCCUCUUUGUAGGGGGGCCCUUUUCAAUCCCGAGUUCUCCAUUGAUAACCCAAUUUUCGAUUUUGACGAUCCAGGGGAAGAAGAUGGAUUUCCUAGUAAUGGGAGAAAUAGGGUGUUUUGCAGUCAGAAGACAGUUGAAAUUGAGGAAAUUGUUGCUGAAAAGGGGGUUUUUCCUGUGAGGCUUGGUAAGUUCAGAAAAUUGGAUGAUGGGGCAGGGGAGGUAGGAGGAGAGACUAGUAGCAGUAAUUUAGACGCAAGAAGGUGUUAUUCAAUGGGUUCAUAUGAGUAUGUGGUAGGUGACACAAACCUCAGGGUGGCCUUGAGCCAUGACAGAGAUGGUCGUGAUCUAAAGCUUGUGAGGGCGACUGAUCACAAUGGCAAUCCUUCUGCUGAUGACGAUAUAGAGGGAAAGAAGAUUAGUGUUGGGGCAAAAACCGACAGCUAUUCUGUUUCUAAGAUCUGGCUUUGGUCUAAGAAGGGCAAAUUUGCAAGUUCUACAGACACCCAAAUGAAUAAUCCUCCAUCUCUUAAUACGGAGCUUCCAUGGAUAGUUAGAACACAAGGUACAUGAAAGGUUUUUACUAUUUUCCCUUGUUGAUUAUUAGUUAAUUAACCAAGCUUGCUAGCAUGUGUUUGCCCCUUGUUUAGAAGAUUUUUGACAUCCUGAUGCAUGAAUUGUGAUUUUAUAUCAUGGCACUAUAAAUGUGC